This is a messenger RNA of Stylonychia lemnae, 1815 nucleotides long. The record is from the annotation of a GenBank genome assembly. Lineage: Eukaryota; Ciliophora; Spirotrichea; Sporadotrichida; Oxytrichidae.
AUGGAAUCUUUGAAAGUUAGUUUCGAAAGAGAGCUGAAGAACAAGUUAGCUCAAAAGUCAAGUGGAUCUCAAAGUGAGGAGACAGUCCUUCUGAAAUCAUUCAAGUAUUUCGAUCUCAACGGAAACGGCACAGUCGAGCCUGAGGAGUUCGCCAAAGCAAUUGAAAAGAUUGGUAUUAUGAUUCCCACCAAAUAGGAUUUAGACGCACUAUUCGGUCUUUAUGACACUGAUAGAAGCGGAGCCCUUGAUUACAAAGAAUUCUCAAUGGCCCUAUUCGGCAAAGAUCACAGUGGUGGAAGCCCAGCUAAGGGUGGUGCUGGUGGUAGCGACCCAGAUGCCCUCGUCGAAAGACUCAGAACCAAGCUUGCAUCAAGAGGAGCUAGAGGUAUCAUUGGUCUUGGAAAGCAAUUCAGAAUUAUGGACGAUAACAACAGCAGAUCACUCGAUCUUUACGAAUUCACCAAGGCUGUGAAGGAUUACAUGCUCGGCUUUGCAGAUGCUGAGAUUAAAGUCCUCUACGGUUACUUCGACUCAGAUAGAAGUGGUUCAGUUGACUACGACGAGUUCUUAAGAGCACUCAGAGGACCAAUGAACCCAUCCAGAAAGAAGCUAGUCGCUCAAGCUUAUAACAAACUUGAUAAGGAUAGAAGUGGUUACAUUGAUAUUAACGAUAUCAAGGGUGUCUAUAGUGCCAAGACUCAUCCAGAUGUCCUCAGUGGCAAGAAGACUGAAGAAUAAAUUCUCCUAGAGUUCUUAGAGACUUUUGAAACUCACCACUCAAUCAGAAACAACAAUGCACCAGAUCACAUUGUUACCAAAGAAGAAUUCGAAGAGUAUUACAACAACAUCUCAGCCUCUAUUGAUAACGAUCAAUAUUUCGAGCUUAUGAUGAACAAUGCUUGGAAAAUCAAUGAUGGUGAUAGAAACUACGGAAAGGGAUGGACAAACAAGGAGGAAACCGGCCCAGCUCAAAAACAAAACUAAAACAUGUCUGCAGCUGGUGGAAGACCAGGUACUGCCUCUCAACAAACCUACUCAAGACCCCAAACUGGCAGCAGAGGUCAAGCUGUUAGCUCUGGAUAUCAAGGUGGUAACAACAUCUUCGGCACUCAAGCUCAAACUCAAGCCAAGCCACAACAACAACAGCAAUAGCAAAAUUAAGACUCAAACACUCCACCUAUGAGCUACUCAGAGCAACAACUCCUUGAGCUCUUCAGAUCUAAGCUCGCUGCCAGAGGUGCUAGAGGACUUAUUGGUCUUGCCAAGCAAUUCAAGAUUGCUGAUGACGAUAACUCUAAGGAUCUUGAUACCUACGAAUUCAAGAAAGCCGUUAGAGACUUCAGAGUAGGUCUUGAAGAUAAAGACUCUGAGAGACUAUUCAGAGUCUUCGAUAGAGACAGAAGUGGAAAGAUUGACUAUGAAGAAUUCCUAAGAGGUGUUAGAGGUGAAAUGAACCAAUUCAGAGUUAACCUUUGCAAGAAGGCAUUCACUAUCAUGGACAAAGAUAAGAGUGGAAUUCUCGAUCUUGAUGAUAUUAAGCAAGCUUACAAUGCCAAGCAACACCCAGAUGUUAAAUCUGGAAAGAAGAAGGAAGACGAUGUUCUCCUCGAAUUCUUGGACACCUUUGAACAACACUACGGUCUUAGUCACGAGAACUCAAGAGACGGAAGAGUCGACAUGGGCGAAUGGAUUGAGUACUAUAACAACGUUUCAAUGAGUAUUGAUGACGACAAGUACUUCGAGCUCAUGAUGAACUCUGCCUGGAACCUCGAUAACUCCAGAGUUACCAAGAAAGGAUGGGGAGGUGAAUUCUGA